CCUCAGAGAAUAACUUCACAGUGCAGGCCAUGGGCAAUGUACAAAGAUCUAGGAGGCCAUGGGAGAUCUUCUCAGAGGAAACCUUUCCAGGCCAGGCCAUGGGUCACCUACAAAGACCCACAAACCCAUGGGAGCUCUUCAGAGAGGACACCUUCCCAGGCCAGGCCAUGCGCCACAUACACAAACCUAGGAGCCCAUGGGAGAUCCUCCCAGAGGAAAACUUCCCUUUUAAUGCCUUGGGUCACCUACUAAGUCUUAGGAGCUCAGGAGAUACCUAAGCAGGCUAGGCCAUGGGCCACCUACAAAGGCCUAUGAGGCCAGGGGAGAUCCACCCAGAGGAUAACUUCCCAAGCCAGGCCAUGCGUCACCUACAAAGACCUCCGAGCCCAUGGGACAUCUUCCCAGAGGACACCUUCCCAGGCCAGGCCAUGGGCCAACUACAGACACCGAGGCUCCCAGGUGAGAUCUCCUCAGAAGAUAACUUCACAGGGCAGGCCAUGGGCAAUGUACAAAGAUUUAGGAGCCCAGGGGAAAUCUUCCUAGAGUAUACCUUCCCAGGUGAGGGAAUGGGCUACCUAAAAAGACCUCAGAGGUCAUGGCAGAUCUUCCCAAAGGACACUUUCCCAGCUCAGGGCAUGGGCCACCUACAAAGACCUAUGCGGCCAGGGGAGAUCCUCCCAGAGGUUAACUUCCCAGGCCAGGCCAUUCGUCACCUACAAAGACCUGCGAGCCCAUGGGACAUCUUCCCAGAGAACACCUUCCCAGGCCAGGCCAUGGGCCAACUGCAAACACCAAGGCUCCCAGGUGAGACCUCCUCAGAGGAUAACUUCACAGGGCAGGCCAUGGGCAAUGUACAAAGAUUUAGGAGCCCACGGGAAAUCUUCCUAGAGUAUACCUUCCCAGGUGAGGCAAUUGGCUACCUAAAAAGACCUUGGAGAUCAUGGGAGAUCUUUCCAAAGGACACCUUCCCAGCUCAGGGCAUGGGCCACCAACAAAGAGCGAUGAGCCGAUGGGAGAACUCCUCAGAGAAUAACUUCACAGGGCAGGCCCUGGGAAAUGUACAAAGAUCUAGGAGCCCAUGGGAGAUCUUCUCAGAGGAUACCUUCCCAGGCCAGGCCAUGAUUGACCUACAUAACCCUAGGAGCCCAUGGGAGAUCCUCCCAGAGGAAACCUUCCCAAGACAUGCUGUGGGUCACCUACAAAGUCUUACGAGCUAG
Messenger RNA from Chinchilla lanigera (long-tailed chinchilla), 1217 nucleotides. RefSeq lists its product as uncharacterized. The transcript has 2 exons. Lineage: Eukaryota; Metazoa; Chordata; Mammalia; Rodentia; Chinchillidae. The record is from RefSeq and is a predicted model, not a curated record. The coding region runs from base 291 to 1217 and encodes 308 amino acids.